Messenger RNA from Colletotrichum orchidophilum, 576 nucleotides. RefSeq lists its product as uncharacterized. The record is from RefSeq and is a predicted model, not a curated record. The coding region runs from base 1 to 576 and encodes 191 amino acids. Lineage: Eukaryota; Fungi; Ascomycota; Sordariomycetes; Glomerellales; Glomerellaceae. The transcript has a single exon.
AUGCCCCUCGAUAUAUAUCGCGAGCUGCAUCGUGCUCACCACGCUUCUGAUGACGCUCGAGUCUGUCAAACCACCCAGGGCGCUGCUGUAGGUCGUGAUCACGUCUUUGCCGAGACCUCUUCUGCCGUUGCCAUCAUGAACAAAGUCGCCCUCUUGACCUCGUCCAAGCACGAGCCGGGCGUUACCAUCCGCCAACGCUCAGAUCUCAUUGCCGUAUUCGGGCCGACCUCCGACCUCGCGCUCCGCUUCCAGAGACUAGUCGCCGUCGCGUCGUCGCUCCUCUUCGUCUACGCACAUCUUCUCGCCACCUCAACCCUCACGUCGGCCGUCAUUGCGACGCGUCUUUUUGCCGUUCACUCGUACAUUGUCCUCAACAAGACAACAACAGCGGUCCGCAGGUCACUGGGACAUGUUUGGGAAUCCAAGAAAGUCCAAAAGUUGAGGAAGAAAUUCUUCAUGGAGUUUGCAACGACCAUAUUGGGCCCGGGAGGCAACAUGCUGAUAGUCAUGGUCUUUUGGCCGGGGUGGUUGUUGAUCCUGGGCUUCCUCUUGGCCCUCCGUACGCUGGCAGGGUGA